AUCCCCCGCUUUUCUCAGAGUCCAAAGACCAACAGGAACCCGCAGUCUCUCGCCUAGCCCCUUCCGUCUCGAGGCCGCCCCGGCUUACCGGAAACCCUACGCCGAUGUCGUCACCUGCGCCCCAGGCUGCUGCGGCGGCUGCGCCGAUGGCCGUGGAUGACGCGGAGGACGACCAGCUGGCCUCGAUGUCCACGGAGGACAUCGUCCGGGCCUCCCGCCUCCUCGACAACGAGAUCCGCGUCCUCAAGGACGAGGUCCAGCGGACGAACCUGGAGCUGGAGUCGUUGAAGGACAAGAUCAAGGAGAACCAGGAGAAGAUUAAGCUCAACAAGCAGCUGCCUUACCUCGUCGGCAACAUCGUGGAGAUUUUGGAAAUGAACCCUGAGGAUGAAGCUGAGGAGGAUGGUGCUAACAUUGAUUUAGACUCACAAAGGAAAGGAAAAUGUGUUGUUUUAAAAACCUCCACGAGACAAACUAUAUUCCUCCCUGUGGUUGGGCUAGUUGACCCUGACACGCUCAAGCCUGGUGACUUGGUUGGAGUCAACAAAGAUAGCUACCUGAUACUAGAUACACUGCCUUCAGAGUAUGAUUCAAGAGUAAAAGCAAUGGAGGUGGAUGAAAAACCCACAGAGGACUAUAAUGAUGUUGGGGGUCUUGAAAAGCAGAUUCAAGAGCUUGUAGAGGCAAUAGUUCUGCCCAUGACACACAAAGACCGGUUCCAAAAGUUGGGUAUCCGUCCUCCCAAGGGGGUUCUUUUAUAUGGACCACCUGGAACUGGGAAGACACUGAUGGCUCGUGCAUGUGCUGCACAGACUAAUGCAACGUUCCUGAAAUUAGCUGGCCCACAGCUCGUACAGAUGUUCAUCGGAGAUGGGGCAAAACUUGUACGCGAUGCUUUCCAGCUGGCUAAAGAAAAAGCUCCUUGCAUCAUUUUCAUUGAUGAAAUCGAUGCGAUUGGUACCAAGAGAUUUGAUAGUGAAGUUAGUGGUGACAGAGAAGUUCAACGGACUAUGUUGGAAUUGCUGAAUCAACUGGAUGGAUUUAGCAGCGACGAGAGAAUAAAGGUCAUUGCUGCAACGAACCGUGCUGACAUUCUUGAUCCUGCUCUGAUGCGAUCGGGUCGUUUGGACCGGAAAAUCGAAUUUCCUCAUCCAUCUGAAGAAGCAAGAGCUAGAAUCUUGCAAAUUCAUUCAAGAAAAAUGAAUGUAAACCCAGAUGUGAAUUUUGAAGAGUUGGCUCGCUCUACAGAUGAUUUCAAUGGAGCGCAGCUGAAGGCUGUUUGUGUAGAAGCUGGUAUGCUUGCACUACGGCGAGAUGCCACGGAGGUAACUCAUGAGGAUUUCAACGAGGGGAUAAUACAAGUCCAGGCCAAGAAGAAGUCGAGCCUGAACUACUAUGCUUAAACGUUUGAAAUUUUGUGGACUCAUCUAGUUGUUUGUACUUUGUAACCCUGCUUUUGGGUAAUUUGAGGCGCAGUCUUACGUUUUCCUUGAGAUGUAAGUUCAUUUCCAGGUCUUUACAUCGGCCUCUUAUUUGAUGGUAAAAAGAAAGGAUGCGACGGUUUGCUCAA
This is a messenger RNA of Brachypodium distachyon (stiff brome), 1570 nucleotides long. RefSeq names its product 26S proteasome regulatory subunit 6A homolog. The coding region runs from base 105 to 1403 and encodes 432 amino acids. Gene Ontology annotation, cellular component: proteasome regulatory particle, base subcomplex. The transcript has 10 exons. The record is from RefSeq and is a predicted model, not a curated record. Gene Ontology annotation, molecular function: ATP binding; ATP hydrolysis activity; proteasome-activating activity. Gene Ontology annotation, biological process: proteasome-mediated ubiquitin-dependent protein catabolic process. Lineage: Eukaryota; Viridiplantae; Streptophyta; Magnoliopsida; Poales; Poaceae.